CCUCAGGUGACGGGAUCCGAUCCUGUGAAUCGGUGGAGCCCAGGCGAGGAGCUCUUCUGUAAUAAAUCUCGCUCUCUUCUCUUCCCUCUCUGUAUCUGUGGCGGUGAGGUAGACGGCGACAUGGCGGAGUACGGCGAGGACAAGGAGAGAUCCAACGGCGUUAUCGAUGGCGACGAGGAAGGCGUGCGAGGCUCGAUCGAGAUCGAGCUCGACCCUGUCACCCCUGGCGGAGGCGAGACGCUCUACUCCGUCCUCCGCGACUUCUUUGCCGGCGUCGUUUCGCCGCCGCCGCCCGGCAUCCUUCAUCGGAUCAAGUCAUCCGCCUCUGAAUCCGCACCCCGCCUUCAGGAAGCUUCUCGAAACUCGGCGAGGAACCUCUGCCUAUGGACCCGCCGCGGCGGCCCAAUCCGCGCCCUCUUCGUCAUCUCGGUUGGAACAAUCACUCUUUUGGCUUUAACAGGGUUGUUGAUAUUUUUUUGUUUCUUGGUCACUGCAACACUAAAUGCUAUUAUUAUCUCGUUACUGCUGUCCUUGGCGGCUGCUGGUGGUUUUUUGGCUAUCUUCUUUGCAUGCUUAACAGCGAUAUAUAUUGGAGCAUUAUCCUUUGCAGUUUUCAUAAUCUCCACAACAACCAUCUCAGCCAUCAUAGCAGUCUUUGUAGCUACUGGAUGGAUUGCGUUCUUCUGGCUUGUGUGGCUUGCUGUUAAAAAAAGUUUGGACCUCACCAAGAAAUCUGUGAGUAUGACGAGCUCUGCUAUUUCUGCAUACUCAACUGCUUGGCAGGCAAAACGGGAUUUAGCAUCGAAAAGAGAUUAACUGAAAACUGAACUUGUAAACAUCCCUAUCCUAGCUAUGACUCUCCUUGGUUUAUGCAUAAAAGCUUGUAAGAUAAGCACCACUUUGGUGAACUGUUUUCAUACCUGCCUGUGGUGUUGCAGGUAUUGCACCCAAGUUGAUUGGUUGAAUUUAGUAGUCACACGGUAAGAACUCUUUGUUGAGCCAAACGGUUAUUGUGAAUAUCAUAAGAUGGUUGUUUUUGUA
Zingiber officinale is the source of this 1041-nucleotide messenger RNA. RefSeq lists its product as uncharacterized. NCBI's taxonomy places the organism in Eukaryota, Viridiplantae, Streptophyta, Magnoliopsida, Zingiberales, Zingiberaceae. The transcript has 3 exons. Bases 121 to 816 code for a protein of 231 amino acids. The record is from RefSeq and is a predicted model, not a curated record.